Arachis ipaensis is the source of this 1274-nucleotide messenger RNA. The record is from RefSeq and is a predicted model, not a curated record. Lineage: Eukaryota; Viridiplantae; Streptophyta; Magnoliopsida; Fabales; Fabaceae.
CUCUUGGAGCCGGGCAUUCUUCAGUAAUGCACCUAAAAUAGAUAACAUCUGCAACAAUGCCUGUGAAGUCUUCAACUCCAGGAUCAAAGAUGCUAGAGCUAAGCCUAUUAUCACACUCUUGGAAGAAGUCAGAAUGUAUGCAAUGAGGUUGAUAGCUAGGAACAAGGUGAAGCUGAAUUCGAACACUGGAGUUCUACCUCCUAUAUAGCGUAGCAGGUUAGAAAAUAUACGGAAGGAAUCAAAAAAUUGGGUCCCGAUGUGGUCUGGUGACGCAGAUUAUGAGAAGUUUGAAGUACAUGGCUGGCCGACCAACAUGGUUGUGGACUUGGGAAAGAGGCUCUGCACAUGUGGUUUCUGGCAAUUGAGUGGUACUGUUUUUUAAAUUCAUUGUCUUAGUCUUAUUAUCAUUAUCAACCUUUGUUGUAGGCUUACUGUUGUUGUCUUCGUUGUUGUGUGAAUGUUGUUUAGGGAUGCCAUGUGUGCAUGCGUGUGCUGCACUGGCAAAGGCUGGUAAGAGACCGGAGGACUACUGUCACCAGUGGUUGACCAUGGAAGCAUAUAACAACACAUAUGCCUUCCAUAUCAAUCCAAUUCCAGGUCAAGCACUAUGGGAAAAGUCACCAUAUAACAGACCACAAGCACCAAAAUUUAGAAAUAAGUCCGGACCACUCAAGAAAAAAAGAAGAAAAGAUGCUGAUGAGGAGCCAAGUGGGAGUAAGAAGUUAAAGACGAAGAUGAAAAGAAUAUAUAAAAAAGUUCGAUGUCGUUGUUGUGGCGAAGCAGAACACACGAGAAGGAACUGUCCAAAGAGGGCUGCUGCCGAAGAGGCUGCUGCAGCUGCAGAAGCUGCUGCUGCAGAGGCUACCGCUGCAGAGGCUGCCGCUGCACAACCCACUGCUGCUAAUGGUGGUGAAGGUCAGGCCAACUCUGCUGCCCCUGUCCCAGAAGCCCCAACCGAAAUCAAUCUUGACCAAAGUCAACCACCCUCGGAAGCAACUGAUGACUCUCAACAGGUUCUACCCUCACCUGUUAGGCCGCCAAAGCUCCCUUUAAAAAGAAAGUUAGCCAAGGGUUGUGAAAAACCAGCUUCAGGAAGUAGCAAUCCACCAGUAACCACCCCACCUGCUGCUACCCCACCAGGAAGUAGUCAUACAUUAAGGAAUCCCCCACCUAACCCUAUGCAAGGUGCAACACAGGGAACUGCUACAAGGCUUGCAAAUUUCAUGAAGUUUGUGCCCAAUCCUGGAUUCAAGGCACCCAGACACAAAAGAUGA